AUGGUCGAGUCGAUAAUGGUGAGGAAAAAGGAGGACGAGAAGGCGAAACAAGCCGUUGACGAUGACGUCGUCUGCCUGCCCGGUGGGUUUCGCUUCGCCUUUUUAACGGCGGCUCCGUUGAGGAGGGUGAGCCGAUCCGGGAGAAACAAUGCUAACUGGCCUUCUCCCGGUUCGGCGGAGUCUAUAAGAGAGAGAGAAAAAACAGAGGUAAAGCAAUAUGAUUGACCGAAAACCAACGCGUUCGCGUCUCGUAACGAUAGAAAAAAGAGAGGAGGAUUCGUUGUUUGAUUCCGCCUGAUUAUUCUCGCAAGAGCCCAAUCGGACAUUAAGUGUAUACUCGUUCACAUUAUGGUCGCGGUUCGUUAUCCCUCCCCUCCUCUACGGGUGUUUCGUUCAAUUAUUGUGUUUUAUAAUAUUCCUUUUUUCGUUUGAUUGCGCCCGUUACACAGGCUCGUCAUGUCAUGUCCAGAGCACACCGAAACGGCGUAUUUACAAGAGAGUUUGGGGGUUCUAAACUACAAUGAAAAUCUUCAUUAGCGUCACGACGCGUGUGAAAUUAAUUUAAACUAAUGGUAAACUGAUAAAAUAAAACAAGACGGAAAAUGUUUGUUUUUCGAUUUUGAUUAUAGAACGAAUUGAUGAAAAAACAAUCGCGUUUUGUCUAUAAUAUAAUAUUGUGCAAGUGGCUUUGAGCUUUCUGUUAGUUUACAAUAUAUUAUAGAAACACGAGUAAUUAAUGAUUUCGACGUUUGUAUUUACAAAAAUAUUGGAAUUUAUUUCGAAAACAGUUUGCACGCUCAAUAAACCACUUUAAAAGUCACGGUUUGGUCGACACUUUGAGAAAUUGAUGUUUUUGUGUCGAUAUUUGUAUAAUAUAUUCGUAUUAUGCCGUGUAAUGAAAUCGUUCACGGAAAAAUCGUUCACGGUUUCCAAUGUCCGCGCUAAAAACUAUUUUCAUCACGAAAUUAUCGUAUAAUAAUAUUUGGUGUUCAUCACGAGCAGAAAUAAUAAUGUACGAGCAUAAUUUAAGCCCGAGCGUCGUAUGACUUUUUAAUUAAGGCCGCCGUCGUACUUAAGGCACUUGUCGAGUCGGAAAUUGGCACGCGCGUCUACAAUAUUACAUUAUAAUGUGUACAAAACACUGGAAGAAAAGCGGAAUUUCAGUUUAAAGGGAAGAGCGGAGAUCUAAUUUAUUAAACUCGCGAUCUUCUCGCCGGUUCGCGAAUUCCGUCGUGAAUAUCGCCAUGUACAUUUUCGUCGGAUGAGGAAAUUUUCCCCCCCCUCGGGAUUCAAACCGCGAUAAAUUGCCUUCUACGAUUUUAUAAUGCCACUUCCCGCGUAAUACUAUAACUGGAACCCGACAUUCAUAUUUCCGGCCUCCAAAUCCAGUGGCGUGCCCGGGAAGUAAAUAGGAGAACGGGAUGUAAGAAAUAAAAGCGUAGAAUCUUUUUCCGCAAUGUCUGAACCGACACUAAGCAUCGAUAAGCCGGAUCAAAAAACGUCAAUUUGUAUGCAAUAAAAAAGUUCUUUCCCCCUCGUAACGCGGCUGAAAUAUAUAAUUUCAAGACAAAUAAUCAUUUAUAUACUUAUAGACGAAUACUCGUAAUAUUCGAGUUGUCUUAUUAAGCCGGCGGGAGACCAUAACCUAUAACAUCCCAUCGCACCCGCGCACACCGUUCCUAUAACGGCCACUGUAUAGUGAGUUUUCUCCUCUAAUACCUUACUUGCCGUCAUUGUUGUUUUCCUAUCUCAACACGCCCAUAAUGCCAUCUUAACAGUCAAUCUGUCCUCCCCCGUUUCCCCCGCUAUGUCUACUAAAUACUCCUAAACCAUCGUACACGUUACGACCGUGCAUUAUCCCAUUCGACCCGAUGGCACCGGCGUGUCGCGCGCAUCAUUCUCCUCGUUUCUCCUGCCUUCUUUGCCGUGCCCCAACACUAUGCAGACGCCGUCGGGUAUCGCGGGAUAUCAUUUCUCGUGCUCGGGAUCGGCCGAAAUCGCGUCGAUAUCUGUUUUGUUUUUAUUAUUAUUGUUCGUUGUUGUAGUCGAUUUUCUAAUUGUCCGUCCGUUUUCGCAGGGUACCAGAUAUUACCACCGCCGGCCAACGGCGGCAUCAACGAGCCACAAGACUGCCCGUACUGCCGGCGGACGUUCAGCUGCUAUUACUCGCUAAAAAGACACUUCCAAGACAAACACGGGCGAUCGGACACGCUGUACGUGUGCGAGUUCUGUCGGCGGCGGUACCGGACCAAGAACAGCCUGACCACGCACAAGAGCCUGCAGCACAGGGCCUCGACGGUCGCGCUCAAGCGUCUGAUGAAAACCGUCGCCGCCGGUCCGGCCGCUCCUACGACCGGACUGCCGCCCGCGCCGUAUCCGACCCCGCCGACGGCCUUGUCGCUUCCGGCGCGGUCUCCGCGGCCCGCGCCCGCGGCGGAGUGUCCACUUCCCGCCGCAGCAGCAGUGUCUUCGCCGUCGCCGCCGCCGCCGCCGCAGCCGCCGUCGGCGGUCCGCGCCGCCUUGCUGUGUUGA
Cinara cedri is the source of this 2532-nucleotide messenger RNA. NCBI's taxonomy places the organism in Eukaryota, Metazoa, Arthropoda, Insecta, Hemiptera, Aphididae. The record is from the annotation of a GenBank genome assembly.